AUGUCUGCGGUUGAAACUGAAAAUCGACGAGAAAUUGCUCGAUUACCAACACGACCAAUUUCACUUGAAGAUCGUUAUGAUCCUCCAGCUAAUUUUCUUGAAAUUGAAGUUCUUAAUCCUGAAACACAUGGUUUUGCUGGAAAACGAUAUACUGACUAUGAAGUUCGAAUGAAAACUAAUUUACCAGUAUUUCGUCUAAAAGAAUGUACUGUUCGUCGUCGUUAUUCAGAUUUUGAAUGGUUACGUAAAGAACUUGAACGUGAUAGUAAAAUUGUUGUUCCACCAUUACCAUCAAAAGCAUGGAAACGACAAAUGCCUACUUUUUUUCGUCGUGAUGACGGUAUUUUUGAAGAUGAUUUUAUUGAAGACCGACGUAAAGGACUUGAACAAUUUAUUAAUAAAGUGGCUGGUCAUCCAUUAGCACAGAAUGAACGUUCUCUUCAUGUUUUUCUUCAAGAACCAGCUAUUGAUCAUGAUAAAUAUGUUCCUGGAAAAAUGCCAUCAGGAAUACCACUUACAGCUCGUACUUUAAAUUCACAUCAAAAUGAUUCUCAACGGAUCGCAAAUCCACGUUUGGAAGUUAAUGAACGACGUCUCCGUCCUAUUUAUGAUUACAUGGAAAUCCAUAAUUAUCGUAAAGCAUUAACAGAAAUCGAUCGUCUAUUAAAAAAACAAGCAAAUUUUACUGCAUGUAAAGCACUUAAAUGUCUUGUUUUACUUAAACUUGAAAGACCAGAAGAUGCAAGUAUAUUAGCUAAUGAAUUAGAUACACUUGCUUCAGCUACGACACGUGCAGCAGCACCUGGUGAUGCAUCAAAUAUGGAUGAAAAUGCCUUAACAUUUUUUUCUCAAUAUUAUAAAGAUUUACGACAAUAUGAUAAAGUUGUUUGGCUUUAUGAAGCAGCAGCAAAACGUGAACCAACUAGUGAAGAAUUUCUCUGUUCAUUAUUUAUGGCCUAUGUUCGUAUGAAAGAUUAUAAAAAUCAAAUGUUAACAGCACAAAAACUUUAUAAACUUACACGAAAAAUUCCUUAUUAUAAUUGGGCUAUUAUAAGUGUACUUUUACAAAUUGAUGAAAAUUCUAAUCAAUUAAAACAAACACUCUAUAUUCCAAUGGCAUUGAAAAUGCUUGAUAAAGAAUUUUUCGAUGAAAAUCUUCAACAAAAUAAACCAUAUGGUGAAAUGGAAUGUUUACUUUAUUUACAUACAUUAGAAUUAAAAGAAGAUUUUUCUAAAUCAUUAAUUUUUCUUAAUAAACAUUUAGAACUUUUAACAAAAGCAGCAACAAAUGAAUCAAUGUUACCAGCUUAUUUUUCACAUGAAAAACCAUUAAUUUAUAAUUAUAAAGCAGGCAAUUUAGAUGUUACUUAUCAUUUAGCUAAACAAUAUUUAAUUGAAGAUAAUUAUCUUUGGAAUUGGUAUGAAGUUUUAUUUGAUACUUUCUUCAAAUUUGAUACGACAAAACAAGAAGAACUUAUCAAAGAUCUUCAUGAAUUUAUUUUGACUACUCCCAAUCAAACUGCUGAUUUACGUAAUAUUCAUCUAGCUCGUAUUGAACUUGGCCUUCGAUGGCAACUUACUAGAUUUAAAAAUAAUUUAUCAACAUUACCUGAACUUGCUUCUACUUAUCUUACGAAUUCAUUUUUCAACGAAAUUAUAUCUUAUAUUGAGACAUAUUCAUUAAAAACUACUAGUUUAGUUAUGCAUGAUAUAUAUCGAGCAUUCGAAUAUCUAACAUCUGAAGAUCGAUCACGUUUACAUAAACAUCUUAUUAAUCAAUUAACAUCUGAAACUAGUCAAACUAAUAUACAAUAUUUAAUAAAUAUACUCUAUUGUGCUCGAUUAUGUGGUGAUAUACAUCAUUCAUGGUUAUCAGAAAAUUCUCAUUCAUUAAUACAAAAGCUACUUGAUUUAGUUAAUCAAUCAUCAACACCAUUACAUUUAUCUAUUGAAUUACUUACAUUAAUAGUGAAUAUCAUGGAUGAAACUAAUCAAUCGAAAAGUGAAUUGUAUACUUUAUUAGAUCGUACAUAUGAUAAAGAUUCAUCGAAUUUUGAUGUUAAAUUAUAUAUGUAUAAUAUCGCAUUACAUUUCAAUUGUAUAACAAUAAUGAAAGAUUUAUUUGAACGUCUUGAAAUAAAAAAUAUUCAAUAUUAUUCACUUGGUUAUUUAUUAACAGAUCAUUAUUUACGUAUACAUUCAAAUUAUCAUCAUAUAAGAAGUUUUUUUAAUUAUUUAACAAAUCUUUUAUUUGUUUAUACUGAUGAUUCAUGGGGACAAAUUAUGUUUUGUUAUAAAUAUGGAAAUUUUCUACGUAUUAAUGAAAUUCGUACAUUUUCGGAUUGUUAUCUUAGUUAUUCAUUAAUUUAUAUACAAUCAUUAAUAGGUUCAAUUAUAAUUGAUUUAAUACAAAAUGGAAAUCGAUAUAAUUCAAUAGGUAAAUUAUUAAAAUAUUCAUCAAGUCAAGUUUUGUUUGAUCAUAAACAAAAAAAUAAGAAUAAUUCAUUACAUUCAUUAUUCUAUAAAACAGAUAAUAAUGAUGUAUUGAAAAUUCAAGAUACACGAGAUUUUGAUAUUUGGCCAAAAAUUGAUUAUCGUCGAUUACGUUUUGAUUCUGGCAAUGUGAAUGAUAAGCCGAUUGAGACAAUAUCUUAUGCUGAUCGAAUUCUAAUUGAAAAUUCGGGUCAAACAUCCUAUCAAUCACCAUCAUGUAAAGAUUUCUUUCUUCGUCAAUAUCAAACAGUUGAUUUUCAACAACGCUCAACUCUUUGUUAUUUUCGUGCAAAUAUUCUAAAUAUUAUCUAUACAUUAUACGUCGAUCCAUCAAUUUCUAAAACAGAUUUAGCUGCUUCAUCAAUAUCUGUAGUUCAUAUGCCGGAUGAACAAGUUUUUAAUUCAUUGAAAAUAAUCAUUAACGACUAUGAACAAUGUAUUAAAUCUUUAAAUCCUGUUGAAACUAUAACUCCAUGUGAAAUUCAAUCAAUUCUUGAACUUGAAUUAUAUAAAUCAAUACCAUUAUUUGUUCAAAUUUUACUUGAAGGAAUUACAUUAAAUAUGACUGCAGAAGCAUCAUCAACACCCUCAAAAAUAUCAUUAACAAAUACAAUAGUUCAUUUCGAUAAAAUUGAUCAAUCUAUAAAUGCAAUUAUCAAACAAUUAGAACAAUCUUAUAAAUUACUUUUAAAAAAAUUAGAAAAUACAUCAUUUCAAAAACGAUGUCAGGAAACAACAGAUAAUAAAAAUAUUGAUUUUCUUAAUGAUUUAUCUGGCAAACAAUCACCACUUGAAUUUUAUUCUGUUUAUACAGAAUUUAUAUCUUACACUUAUAGUUUAUAUUUAUCAAUUAAAUCAAUUCUAGCUACUCUAUUUAAUAAAACAUCUUUGUUAGUUGAUAAUAAUGAUACGACUAGUAAUCGUGCAUCAAAUACGAAAAAAUCGAAGAAAAAAGUAAAUGAACAACAAUCGUCAAAUAUAUCAAAUGAGAAUGAAAAUGAAACAAAAUUAUGGAAUCAAUUGGAAAAAAUCGAAUCUUUAUAUAAUGAACAAUGGACACAAAUUAUAGAAAAUAUUCGAAAAUAUGAAUUAUUUAUUCGAAUGCAAGCUAAAGUAAAUGAUAAUGAAUAUGAUCGACUUGAAAAAGAACUUAUUGGAGAUACUGAUCAACAAAUGAAUAAGUCAAAAUCAAAAUUAGAUGAAAAUGAUAAUAGUGAUUCUUCAUCAUUAUCAACUAUGACAAAGGAGAACAAUAAUAAUGAUGAACAAACAUCUAGUUCUGUUUUUGAAUUAGGAAAAAUUGUUAUGCGUCCAUCUACUGUGCAUACAUUUGCAUUAGGUUAUCUUGAAUCAUUUAUACAGAUACGUGUAUGUUUAGCAAGUAAACAAAAGACUCUUCAACUUCGUCAACAAUCAUCAACAUAA
This is a messenger RNA of Adineta steineri, 3918 nucleotides long. The record is from the annotation of a GenBank genome assembly. Lineage: Eukaryota; Metazoa; Rotifera; Eurotatoria; Adinetida; Adinetidae.